Messenger RNA from Radiomyces spectabilis, 813 nucleotides. RefSeq lists its product as uncharacterized. Gene Ontology annotation, cellular component: mitochondrion; nucleus. The transcript has 2 exons. NCBI's taxonomy places the organism in Eukaryota, Fungi, Mucoromycota, Mucoromycetes, Mucorales, Radiomycetaceae. The record is from RefSeq and is a predicted model, not a curated record. Gene Ontology annotation, biological process: mitochondrion organization. The coding region runs from base 136 to 627 and encodes 163 amino acids.
GCCAGGUACAAGAGAAAAGCGCGAAAUAGAAAUCAAAGUUCAAUUACUUAUCUAACUCUUAUCAUUUUUCUGAUGGUCGGCUAUGAUUAGACUAGACGUGCCGCUCCUGCUCAACAGACACGCCAGGCUCACACCAUGCCUGUGCGUCAAGCUCCUCCACCUUCCGCACCUGCACCGGCUCCCGCUGCUCGUCAAGCUCCCCCACCCACCCAACACACCCCUGCACCGGCUCAACAUGCCAUGACACCUACCGCUCCCGCUCCUCCCGUGGUUCACGCUCCUCAACCUCAGCAGCCUGGUUUGUUUGCUCAAAUGGCUACGACUGCGGCAGGUGUUGCUGUUGGUUCGGCGGUCGGUCACACCAUGGCCAAUGGCAUCUCUUCCAUUUUCAGCGGCGGUAGUUCUUCGGAGGAACCCGCUCAGCAACAACCCCAGCAGCAAUACGCUCCCCAACAACAACAAUACCAGCAACCCUUCCAACAACAACAACCUACUGCCACUGCUACAUGUGAAGCCGAUGCCAAGGCUUUCACCAAAUGUCUCGAGAACAGUGGCAACGAUAUCGGUUCUUGCCAAUGGUACCUUGACAACUUGCGCGCUUGCCAAGCUGCCGCUGCUCAAUACUAGACACUUUUUUCUUUUUUUUUGGAUGUGAAUGAAUGAUACCUGAUAUCAUAAACUAGAACAACAUAGUCAUUGUUAUUACAUUUUCACUGUUUUACUCUCUUUUUCUCUUCUUUUUUUGUGUUGAAAGGAACGAUGGUGGCGGUGUCAUUGAAUUUACCAUAAACGGGUCAGUUAACAUGAAAAAUA